UUAACUGGAAAAUACUUCCAGCAUCAAUUAUCACGUUCGACGUGGAAUAUAUGAUGGCGAAAGUAACGCGCUUUAUUCGCGUAGUGAUGCACUAAUAUGCGCACUAACAGCGACGUUAUGGAUUGGUCAGAUAUCAAACUGGUUUUUCAGAUAUCAACUGCAGCGACAAUAUAGAUAGAAUUUUGCACCAAACACAGAUUUUAGGAUAAAUGAACUGGCAACACUAAAAUCAACCGCCAUUCGUAACGCCUUGUCUGUUCAAAAUAUCGCAGCAAUAAUAAGUGUACACAGAAAUGGAGAAUCCGGACUCAAUCAACAUUGAAAUUGCCUGCAUGAGAGGAUUCAACAAAAAGCUUCCAGCCCCUGAUCUAGUACAAGCUAUACAUCAAUACUUAGCGGACCACCGAACCCUGUCCAAAGACCAUGUAUUCUUUGUAAGCUAUCCAAAUGUGGCCAAUGUUAUGAUUUGCGAUAAAAUUACGGAAAAUACACCACGUACGGAUCUAUGCCUGUACACGUACCUGUUGUUGGAAGGUACCGGAGAGGAGGAAAUUAUUGAACAAGAUGGAGAUGAGAUUCAGAUAGCAAACCAUUGGCUUCUUCCUGCUAAAGAGUUUCAUGGAUUGUGGGAAAGUUUGAUAUAUGAUGAAGGCCUGAAAGAUGAUUUGCUUAGUUUCAUAAAGACUACGAUGCUAUUUUCACGGAAAAAUGUUAAUACAAAUUUGAUAGCCUGUAAUCGAUUGAUCCUUCUUCACGGCCCACCUGGUACAGGAAAAACCAGUCUUUGUAAAGCUUUGGCUCAGAAACUGUCCAUCCGCAUGGUCGAUCACUACAAACAUGCACAUUUGAUCGAAAUCAACAGUCACAGUUUGUUUUCCAAAUGGUUCUCCGAGAGUGGAAAACUAGUUCAAAAGGUUUUUGGACAAAUUCACGAGCUCUGUCAGGAUCGAUCAGCACUGGUUUGCGUACUGGUAGAUGAAGUGGAAUCUAUAGCCUUCGCCAGAGAAUCUAUUUCUAACAAUGAACCGAGUGACAGUAUUCGAGUUGUAAACGCUGUACUCACUCAGCUGGAUCGAAUUCGAAAAUAUCCGAAUGUUUUUGUACUAGCUACUUCUAAUCUAACUGGAAGCAUCGAUUUGGCUUUUCUGGACAGGGCUGAUAUAGUGCAGUUCAUCGGGAAUCCUAGUCAUCAUGCGAUAUAUGAAAUUUAUCGAACAGCCCUGGAUGAUCUACAGAAUGUUGGGAUUAUUGGGGACGAUGAAAAUAUUCCAUCUUUUGCAGAAUCCACCGAUCAAUCCGUGGUGGUUAAUAGUCUGAAAAACCUUGCUCAAUUGAGUGCUGGACUGAGCGGGCGAAGUUUACGAAAAGUUCCAUUCUUAGCACAUGCUCUGUUCGUAAAACAGGAGGAGACAACGAUGCUCAAAUUUCUGGGAGCCAUGAAAAGUGCGAUUCGUCGUAUGCACAGUGAUAAAGAUAUGCUUGAAUCGAAGGCACGACAGACGCAAUUAUCGUGCAAUCGUGCUAUUGUUGGUGAGAAUGUAAAUAAAGGCCAAACUUUUAUAUAGAUGUGCAUGAAUUUUUAAGAAUUUAUGUUGUGGAUGGAUGAGAAGAAAAUAGUAACUGAUUGUGAGUCUUAGCAUAAUUAUUUAUAACAUAAACUUGUUCCGUUUUGAAACUUUGGAUUGUGUAUUACACUUUUCCAAAGUGCAAUCUAGAAAUCAAUAAAAUAUUCUUUUUUCAAAACGGAAAUUA
Molecule: messenger RNA, 1752 nt
Organism: Malaya genurostris
Lineage: Eukaryota; Metazoa; Arthropoda; Insecta; Diptera; Culicidae
Product: pachytene checkpoint protein 2 homolog
Exons: 3
Coding region: 294-1565 (423 amino acids)
Biological process (GO): meiotic recombination checkpoint signaling; reciprocal meiotic recombination
Cellular component (GO): chromosome; nucleus
Molecular function (GO): ATP hydrolysis activity; ATP binding
Source: RefSeq, a predicted model, not a curated record